CCGGGCUGAGCCGUCGCCGGUGAGUCCGGGCCGCCCGCGGAGGGGCUUCUGCGCCGGCGUCCGCCCCGGCUCCCAAUGAUGACAUGGCGGCUGCAGGCCUGCCUGGAGAGAAGUCUCUGCUUACUGUCAAAGUUGUGUCAGCAAAGCCCGAGGUGCACGGCCGUCAGUCUCGGAUCAGCUCCUUUGUGGAGGUGGCAGCAGAUGGGCUCAGCAGUGAGACCAAGAAAACAGGGAAACGGAUCGGGAGCUCGGAGGUGCUCUGGAAUGAAAGCCUCAUGCUGAAUGUCACAUCUCAGAGCCACCUUGAUGUGAAGCUGUGGAGCUGCCACACCCUCCGGAACGAACUGCUGGGCUCGGCGUCUGUCAGUCUCUCCAGUGUGCUCCAGCAGAGCAGGGGGAAAGUGGAGAACCAGCCGCUGACCCUGAAGCUGCAGACGGAGCACAAGGGGAGCCUUGUCUCAGGUGGGGAGGUGGCGCUCUUCCUGCAUGGGCCCGGUGUCGAUGUGGGAAGCAUGCCCAACGGCAGCCUCGUGGCAGAGGGGUGCCAGGUGAGCGACAGGGAGCUCGGGGGCACGGCUUCCUUGCCAGAGGGCAGGCAUCAAACCCCUGGCACCAAUUGCUUUGGCGGCCGCUCCAGGGGACACAGACAUGCAGCUGGAGGGACUGGGCAGAGCAUGGCAAACGGAGAGCAGAGCCCUGGAACCGGAUCGUCGCAGCUGGGCCAGAGCCAGGCCGACACAGUGAAUGGCACAGUGAAUGGAGAGCCUGCCGGUUUGGCCCCUCAUGCUGAAGAAGAGCAGGCUGUGAGCCCCGAUCCCAGCGCAGCGGGUGAGCCUGCGGAAGCAGAGGAGCCCACCUCCGGCUUGGGGACAGUGGCUUCCCAGCCAGCAGCACAGGCACCGGAGAUGCUGCCCGCAGGGUGGGAGCAGCGGGAACUGCCCAGUGGGAGGGUGUAUUACGUGGACCACAACACCAAGACCACCACCUGGGAGCGGCCCCUUCCCCCGGGCUGGGAGAAGCGUGUGGAUCCGCGAGGCAGGUACUACUAUGUGGACCACAACACUCGAACCACCACCUGGCAGCGCCCCACAGCUGAGUACGUGCGCAACUACGAACAGUGGCAGAGCCAGCGCAACCAGCUCCAGGGAGCCAUGCAGCAGUUCAGCCAAAGAUUUCUCUACCAGUCUUCGGGUGCCCUGUCUGACAACGACCCGCUUGGCCCCCUUCCUCCUGGCUGGGAAAAGAGGCAGGACAACGGGCGAGUUUACUAUGUGAACCACAACACUCGCACCACGCAAUGGGAGGACCCCCGCACUCAGGGGAUGAUCCAGGAACCGGCACUCCCACCGGGCUGGGAGAUGAAAUACACAAGUGAAGGAGUGUGCUACUUUGUGGACCACAACACUCGCACGACCACCUUCAAAGACCCCCGUCCUGGGUUCGAGUCCGGGAGUAAGCAAGGGGGCUCCCCCGGUGCCUAUGACCGAAGCUUCCGCUGGAAAUACCACCAGUUUCGCUUCCUGUGUCAUUCGAAUGCGCUGCCCAGCCAUGUCAAGAUCAGCGUCUCGCGGCAAACGCUCUUUGAAGACUCCUUCCAACAGAUUAUGAACAUGAAACCUUAUGACCUGCGUCGCCGGCUGUACAUCAUCAUGCGCGGGGAGGAGGGCCUGGAUUACGGCGGCAUUGCCCGGGAGUGGUUCUUCCUCCUGUCCCACGAAGUGCUCAACCCCAUGUACUGCCUCUUUGAAUAUGCUGGCAAGAACAACUACUGCCUGCAGAUCAACCCGGCCUCCUCCAUCAACCCGGACCACCUCACCUACUUCCGCUUCAUUGGCAGGUUCAUCGCCAUGGCCUUGUACCAUGGCAAGUUCAUCGACACGGGCUUCACGCUGCCUUUUUACAAGCGGAUGCUGAACAAGAGGCCCACCCUGAAGGACCUGGAGUCCAUCGACCCCGAGUUCUACAACUCCAUCGUGUGGAUCAAAGAGAACAGCCUCGAGGAGUGUGGCCUGGAGCUCUACUUCAUCCAGGACAUGGAGAUCCUGGGCAGGGUGACCACCCAUGAGCUGAAGGAGGGAGGGGAGAGCAUCCGGGUCACCGAGGAGAACAAGGAAGAGUACAUCAUGCUGCUGACGGACUGGCGGUUUACUCGUGGGGUGGAGGAGCAGACCAAGGCCUUCCUGGACGGCUUCAAUGAGGUGGCACCUCUGGAAUGGCUGCGGUACUUCGACGAGAAAGAGCUGGAGCUGAUGUUGUGCGGCAUGCAAGAGAUUGAUCUAAGCGACUGGCAGAAGAACACCAUCUACCGGCAUUACACCAAAAACAGCAAGCAGGUCCAGUGGUUCUGGCAGGUAGUCAAGGAGAUGGACAACGAGAAGAGAAUUCGGCUGCUGCAGUUUGUGACAGGGACGUGCCGGCUGCCUGUGGGAGGAUUUGCUGAACUCAUUGGUAGCAACGGGCCUCAGAAGUUCUGCAUUGAUAAAGUGGGCAAGGAGACGUGGCUGCCCCGGAGCCACACGUGCUUCAACCGCCUGGACCUGCCUCCCUACAAAAGUGUGGAGCAGCUGAAAGAAAAGCUCCUUUAUGCCAUCGAGGAGACGGAGGGCUUCGGGCAGGAGUGAGGGCACUUGGUCAGCCAUAGGCCAAUGCCAGCUGUGCUCCCUUGGAGGAGAGGCAGGCAGAGGGUGUCGGCUGGCCUGUGCAAGGAGAUGCUCGGGGCAGAAAGGCCCUCUCUUCUCUUCCUCCCACCCCCCAAGUCGGAGGUUGGCCUCUGGGCCCUUGGGGCCCUUCCAGGGCUGUGAGCUGCAUUGCAUUGCGUUCCCUUAAACCGCCAGCCUCCGCCUCGCCUCCCUGGGGAGCAUCCGUUCGCACUUCCUUGCCCCACCCUGGGGGCUGUGGGGUCCGUUUGCCCCAUCCCUGGGUAACGUGGCCUGUUGCUGCAGCUGCCUGUGGAGCAGUCCAGAAUGCCACCCCUGCCCUCAACCGGGGCGUGCUGAGCACUUGAUAUAAACAAGCAUUUUUAUUGAUGGCGAAUU
Messenger RNA from Eublepharis macularius, 3035 nucleotides. RefSeq names its product WW domain containing E3 ubiquitin protein ligase 2 (gene WWP2). The coding region runs from base 84 to 2621 and encodes 845 amino acids. The record is from RefSeq and is a predicted model, not a curated record. Gene Ontology annotation, molecular function: protein binding; ubiquitin protein ligase activity. NCBI's taxonomy places the organism in Eukaryota, Metazoa, Chordata, Lepidosauria, Squamata, Eublepharidae. The transcript is spliced from 24 exons. Gene Ontology annotation, biological process: negative regulation of transcription by RNA polymerase II; ubiquitin-dependent protein catabolic process; regulation of monoatomic ion transmembrane transport.